This is a messenger RNA of Dioszegia hungarica, 2517 nucleotides long. Its product is annotated as translation elongation factor 2. The coding region runs from base 1 to 2517 and encodes 838 amino acids. The record is from RefSeq and is a predicted model, not a curated record. Gene Ontology annotation, molecular function: translation elongation factor activity; ribosome binding; GTPase activity. Gene Ontology annotation, cellular component: ribonucleoprotein complex; cytosol. The transcript is spliced from 7 exons. Gene Ontology annotation, biological process: translational elongation. Lineage: Eukaryota; Fungi; Basidiomycota; Tremellomycetes; Tremellales; Bulleribasidiaceae.
AUGUCCAGCUUCACCAUCGACGAGAUCCGUGGUCUCAUGGACCGCCCUACCAACAUCCGUAACAUGUCGGUUAUCGCCCACGUCGACCACGGAAAGUCCACCUUGACCGACUCGCUCGUGUCCAAGGCUGGAAUUAUCGCCGGUUCCAAGGCUGGUGACAUGCGAUUCACCGACACUCGUCAGGACGAGAUUGACCGAGGAAUCACCAUUAAGUCCACCGCCAUCUCCAUGUACUUCCCCCUCCCCAAGGAGGAUGUUGCGGACAUCAAGCAGAAGACUGACGGAAACGAGUUCCUGAUCAACCUGAUCGACUCGCCCGGUCACGUCGACUUCUCGUCCGAGGUCACUGCCGCUCUCCGUGUCACGGAUGGUGCGCUCGUCGUCGUCGACUGUGUCGAAGGUGUCUGCGUCCAGACCGAGACCGUCCUCCGUCAAUCCCUCGCUGAGCGAGUCAAGCCGGUCGUCAUCAUCAACAAGGUCGACCGUGCUCUUCUUGAGCUUCAGGUCUCCAAGGAGGACCUCUACCAGUCCUUCUGCCGUACCAUCGAGUCGGUCAACGUCAUCGUCUCCACCUACAACGACCCCGUCCUCGGCGACGUCCAGGUCUACCCCGAGCAGGGUACGGUCGCCUUCGGUUCCGGUCUCCACGGCUGGGCGUUCUCCCUCCGUCAAUUCGCCGGUCGGUACGCCAAGAAGUUCGGUGUCGACAAGGGCAAGCUUAUGCCCAAGCUCUGGGGCGACAACUACUUCAACCCCAAGACCAAGAAGUGGGUCAAGUCGGGAGAGGGUGGGCUCGAGCGUGCAUUCAACAUGUUCGUUCUUGACCCCAUCUUCCGGCUGUUUGACUCGAUCAUGAACUUCAAAAAGGAUGAGAUCCCCACUCUCCUUGAGAAGCUCGAGAUCAAGCUCUCUGCCGACGAGAAGGACCUCGAGGGCAAGGUCUUGCUCAAGGUGGUCAUGAAGAAGUUCCUCCCAGCCGGAGACACUCUUCUCGAAAUGAUUGUCAUCAACCUCCCCUCCCCCGUCACCGCUCAGCGGUACCGUGUCGAGACCCUCUACGAGGGUCCCAUGGACGAUGAGUCCGCCAUCGCCAUCCGGGACUGUGACCCCAAGGGUCCCCUCAUGGUCUACAUCUCCAAGAUGGUCCCCACCUCGGACAAGGGUCGGUUCUACGCCUUCGGUCGUGUCUUCUCGGGUACCGUCUCGUCGGGACCCAAGGUCCGUAUCCAGGGCCCCAACUUCGUCCCGGGCAAGAAGGAGGACUCGGUCAUCAAGUCCAUCCAGCGGACUGUCCUCAUGAUGGGUCGUUCCGUCGAGGCCAUCGAGGACUGCCCGGCCGGAAACAUCGUCGGUCUCGUCGGUGUCGACCAGUUCUUGCUCAAGUCUGGUACCCUCACCACCUCGGAGACGGCGCACAACAUGAAGGUCAUGAAGUUCUCGGUCUCCCCGGUCGUCCAGGUCGCCGUCGAGUGCAAAAACGCGGCGGAUCUCCCCAAGCUCGUCGAGGGUCUCAAGCGGUUGUCCAAGUCUGACCCGUGUGUCAAGAUCAUCACUGGUGACAAUGGUGAAAUCAUUGUUGCCGGUGCCGGAGAGCUCCACCUCGAGAUCUGUCUCAACGAUCUCGAGAACGACCACGCCGGUGUCCCCCUCCGGAAAUCGGACCCCGUCGUCGGUUACCGUGAGACCGUCACCGCCGAAUCGUCCAUGAUUGCGCUGUCCAAGUCGCAAAACAAGCACAACCGUCUCUACGUCAAGGCCGAGCCCCUCGGUGACGAGCUUACCGCCGACAUCGAGGCCGGCCGCGUCGCACCCCGUGAUGACCCCAAAAUCCGGGCUCGUUACCUCGCAGACACCUACGGCUGGGACGUUACCGACGCGAGGAAGAUCUGGACAUUCGGUCCCGACACCACCGGUCCCAACGUCUUCCUUGACGGGUCCAAGGGUGUGCAGUACAUGAACGAAAUCAAGGAUUCAUGUGUUGCCGCUUUCCAGUGGGCAACCAAGGAGGGAGCCAUGACCGAGGAGCCUAUGCGUGGUAUCAGGUACAACAUCUUGGACUGCACUCUCCACGCCGACGCUAUCCACCGAGGUGGUGGUCAGAUCAUCCCCACCGCCCGCCGAGUAUGCUACGCCGCUCAGCUCCUCGCCUCGCCCGCUCUCCAGGAGCCCAUGUUCCUCGUCGAGAUCGCCUGCCCCGAUUCCGCCCAGGGCGGUGUCUACUCGUGCCUCAACGUCAGGCGAGGACACGUGUUCUCGUCGGAACAGCGUAUCGGUACCCCCAUGUACACCAUGAAGGCAUAUCUGCCUGUCGCGGAGUCAUUUGGGUUCAACGCGGACCUGCGUGCUGCUACAGGUGGUCAGGCGUUCCCCCAGGCUGUAUUCGACCACUGGGCGUUGCUCGGAAGCGACCCAACUGAAAUUGGGAGCAAAACAAAUGAGCUUGCUGUCAAGAUCCGUACUCGCAAGGGUCUCAAGCCCGAUGUGCCUCUCUGGGACUCUUUCUAUGAUAAGCUCUAA